Messenger RNA from Micropterus dolomieu (smallmouth bass), 6067 nucleotides. RefSeq names its product ATP-binding cassette, sub-family C (CFTR/MRP), member 6a (gene abcc6a). The transcript is spliced from 31 exons. NCBI's taxonomy places the organism in Eukaryota, Metazoa, Chordata, Actinopteri, Centrarchiformes, Centrarchidae. The coding region runs from base 239 to 4771 and encodes 1510 amino acids. Gene Ontology annotation, molecular function: ATP hydrolysis activity; ABC-type transporter activity; ATP binding. The record is from RefSeq and is a predicted model, not a curated record. Gene Ontology annotation, cellular component: membrane. Gene Ontology annotation, biological process: transmembrane transport.
GUCACACAGACACAUUCACACUAAUAAACAUAGAGUGUGCUAUCCAGACAGACAGGCAGGAACACAAGAUAUACUACCAUUAGCUACAGAGGAAAAAUCUAAUAAGGACACAUUUAGUAAACUCUCUCUCCCCUGUCACACACAUACACACACACUGAGUGUGUGCUACCCAGCGUGAGGAGCAGGGCCGAUCGACCCCAGCAAGUGGAGCAUCAGGGAGGAAGGAGCAAGCAAGUGGAUGGAUGCCUUUUGCAGACUCAGUGGUCUGGACCCUCUGUGGGACUGGAACCGUACGUGGUACACAGCCAACCCAGACCUGACCCAGUGUUUCCAAAACACAGUACUGGUGUGGGUCCCCUGUAUUUAUCUGUGGUUGCUGGCCCCUUUCUACUGUCUUCACCUCUACUGCCAUGACCGCGGACACAUUCGAAUGUCUUGCCUCUGCACCGCCAAGAUGGUGUUGGGUUUUCUGCUGGCCUCCUUUGGUUUUGUGGAGUUCUUCUACAUCCUGCUGGAAAGGAGCCAGGAGAUCCAGCAGCACAUGGUCUUCCUACUCAGCCCCAUCAUACGCAGUAUGACUGUGAUCUUGGCCUUAUGCAUCAUCCAGCUGGAAAGAGUAAGAGGCUGUCGUUCCUCUGUAUUCCUCUUCCUGUUCUGGGUCUUGGCUGUUGUCUGUUCCCUGGUGCCUCUAAGAGCUAAGAUCCAGCUGGCCAUGGAUGAGGGCAUUGCCUCUGAUAUUGUACGAUACCUCGCCUUCUUCUCCUACUUCACAAUCCAACUGGCCCAGCUCUUCCUGUGCUGUUUUGCUGACCAACCUCCAGAAGGAAAACCCAUCUUGGAAAAGAAUCCCUGUCCAGUGAAAGAUGCCUCUUUCCUGUCAAAGAUUCUCUUCUGGUGGUUCACUGGGCUUGUUGUGAAAGGAUAUCGUGCCCCGCUGGUGGCAGAGGACCUGUGGACCCUGAGGGAGGAAGACACGUCACAAAAAAUCAUCUCUGAGCUGGAACAGGACUGGACAGCUGAAUGUGCAAAACUUCACAAGCAGGAGAAGGCCUUGGCGUCGGGUGUGGCGCUGGGGGGCAGACUGCCAGACCAGGCUCAGCUUCUCAGGAAGCUGCAGAAGAAGCAGAGCUCUGGCUUCUUCCUGCUCAGGACGCUAGCACGGAAGUUUGGUCCAUACUUUCUGAACGGUACCCUGUGUAUCAUAUUCCACGAUGCCUUCAUGUUCGCCAUCCCCCAGGUGCUCAGUCUUCUUCUGGGUUUCAUGAGAGACCAAGAUGCUCCGCUGUGGAAAGGCUAUUUCUACGCCACUCUGAUGUUCCUGCUGUGCUGUCUCCAGUCCCUCUUCAACCAUCAGUACAUGUACACUUGCUUCACAGUGGGAAUGAGAGUGAAGACAGCUGUUAUGGGCUUGGUUUACAGGAAGUCUUUGGUGAUAAACAGCGCUGCCAGGAGGACUUGCACUGUGGGCGAGAUUGUGAAUCUGGUUUCAGCAGACACUCAGAAGCUCAUGGACUUUGUGGUGUAUUUCAACGCUGUCUGGCUGGCUCCUAUUGAAAUUGCUCUUUGUCUCUUCUUCCUCUGGCAGCAUCUUGGCCCAUCAGCUUUGGCAGGAAUCGCCACUGUCAUUCUCAUUUUUCCACUCAACGGAUUCAUAGCAAAGAAAAGAAGCAAGCUGCAGGAGGUUCAAAUGAAGUUCAUGGAUGGCCGCAUCAGACUGAUGAAUGAGAUCCUGAAUGGAAUAAAGAUCUUGAAAUUCUAUGCCUGGGAGAAGGCUUUCCUGGAGCAGGUUUUGGGCCACAGAGAAAAGGAGCUCAAAGCCCUGAAGAAGUCUCAGAUCCUUUACUCCAUUUCCAUUGCGUCCUUCAACUCCUCUUCUUUCCUGAUUGCCUUUGCCAUGUUUGGAGUCUACGUGACGCUCGAUGAUAGGAACGUCCUGGAUGCACAGAAAGUUUUUGUCUCAAUGGCGCUGAUCAACAUCCUGAAGACUCCACUUAGCCAGCUUCCAUUUGCUAUAAGCACGACUAUGCAGGCUAUGGUUUCACUGAGACGUCUGGGAAAGUACCUGUGCUCAGAGGAACUCAAAGUGGACAAUGUCUCAAAGGCUCCAUUGAGUUCUGAUGGGGAAGACGUGGCGAUAGAAAACGGCACUUUCAGCUGGUCUGCAGAGGGCCCUCCGUGUCUUAAAAGGAUCAACGUCCAUGUGCCACGAGGUUCCCUCGUCGCUGUGGUUGGACAUGUGGGGAGUGGAAAGUCCUCUUUGUUGUCCGCCAUGCUUGGUGAAACAGAGAAAAGAAGCGGGAGUGUCUCUGUUAAGGGCUCUGUGGCGUAUGUGCCCCAACAGGCCUGGAUCCAGAACGCCACAGUCCAAGACAACAUCAUAUUUGGCCGGGAGAAACUGAAGACAUGGUACCACCGAGUGCUAGAGGCCUGCGCACUGCUGCCCGACCUGGACAUCCUACCUGCUGGAGAUGCUACAGAAAUUGGAGAGAAGGGAUUGAACCUCUCAGGUGGGCAGAAACAGAGGGUAAGCCUGGCCAGGGCUGUCUACAGAAAGGCUGAUGUUUACCUCUUGGAUGAUCCGCUGUCUGCUGUUGAUGCACAUGUGGGUCAACACAUCUUUGACAAAGUCAUUGGACCCAAAGGUGUCCUUAGAGAUAAGACCCGCAUCCUGGUGACCCAUGGGAUGAGCUUCCUGCCGCAGGCUGACCAUAUCUUCGUCCUGGUAGAUGGAGAAAUCACAGAGAGUGGUUCAUACCAGGAGCUCCUCAGCCGCCAUGGUGCCUUUGCUGACUUCAUCCACACCUUCGCCAGCACAGAGCGAAAAGAGAGCGCUAUACAGAGAGCUGGUUCUAGGAGAUCAAAUGCUCGUCUCAGCAUGGUCGACUUCAUGCCCUUCUCCAGAGACCUGUCACAGGAGCAGCUCAUUGGGGGUGACACCACUAAUACCAACCUGCAGAAUAUGGAGCCUGUGUCUGAAACAGACCUGGAACAAGUACCAGAGGACUUGGGCAAACUGACCGAGGUUGACAAGGCCCGGACUGGAAGGGUGAAGUUGGAGAUGUACAAAAAGUACUUCAAGACAAUCGGCUUGGCCAUCAUCAUUCCCAUCGUCUUCCUGUACGCCUUUCAGCAGGGGGCCUCAUUGGCCUACAACUACUGGCUUAGCAUGUGGGCUGACGAUCCUAUUGUUAACGGCACCCAGAUCGAUACUGACCUCAAACUGACCGUGUUUGGUGUACUGGGCUUUGUACAAGGUGUCGCAAUCUUUGGUACAACAGUUGGCAUCUCCAUCUGCGGCAUCAUCGCCUCUCGCCACCUGCACAUGGACCUGCUGAUCAACGUGCUGCGCUCUCCGAUGUCUUUCUUUGAGUGCACGCCCAGCGGCAACCUACUCAAUCGCUUUGCAAAGGAGAUUGACGCCAUCGACUGCAUGGUCCCCGAUGGCUUGAAGAUGAUGCUGAGCUAUGUCUUUAAACUCAUGGAGGUGUGCAUCAUUGUGCUGAUGGCGACGCCUUUUGCAGCCGUGAUCAUCCUGCCUCUUGCUUUGCUUUACGCCUUUGUCCAGAGCUUCUACGUCGCCACAUCCUGUCAGCUGCGGAGGCUUGAAGCUGUGAGCCGCUCGCCCAUCUACACCCACUUCAACGAGACGGUGCAGGGCGCCAGCGUCAUCCGGGCCUUUGGCGAGCAGCCCAGAUUCAUUCAGCAGGCCAAUGCGAGGGUCGACUUCAAUCAGACCUCCUACUUCCCCCGAUUUGUGGCCACCCGGUGGCUGGCAGUCAAUCUGGAGUUUGUUGGCAAUGGUGUGGUCUUAGCAGCUGCCAUUCUCUCUGUAAUGGGUAAAAACACCCUGAGCCCAGGCAUCGUUGGUUUGGCUGUGUCACACUCCCUCCAGGUGACUGGGAUCCUGAGUUGGAUCGUGAGAUCCUGGACUGAUGUAGAAAACAACAUUGUUUCUGUGGAGAGAGUCAAUGAGUAUGCUGAUACUGCUAAAGAGGCCAGUUGGAAUAUAGAGGGCAGCUCCUUGCCCCUGGCCUGGCCCCAGAGAGGUACUAUAGAGUUCCAGGACUACGGGCUGCAGUACCGUAAAGGCCUUGAGUUGGCUCUGAAGGGCAUUACCUUGAAUAUUCAUGAAAGAGAGAGGGUUGGAAUUGUGGGUAGGACAGGAGCGGGGAAGUCCUCACUUGCUCUGGGAAUCUUCAGGAUCUUAGAGGCAGCAAAGGGAAAGAUCUUCAUAGAUGGAGUCAACAUCGCAGACAUCGGACUCCAUGACCUCAGAUCCCGCAUUACUAUCAUUCCUCAGGACCCCGUGCUGUUCUCAGGCUCCCUCCGGAUGAAUCUUGACCCCUUUGACACCUACACUGAUGAGGAGAUGUGGCGUUCACUGGAGCUCGCUCACCUCAAAAACUUUGUCUCUAAUCUGCCUGACAAACUCAACCAUGAAUGCUCAGAGGGAGGAGAAAACCUCAGUCUGGGUCAGCGCCAACUAGUGUGCCUGGCCAGGGCCUUGCUGAGGAAAACCAAGAUCCUGGUUUUGGACGAGGCAACAGCUGCUGUGGACCUGGAGACAGACACACUAAUCCAGUCAACAAUUCGCACACAGUUUGAAGACUGCACUGUCCUGACCAUUGCUCACCGCCUUAACACUAUCAUGGACUAUACUAGAGUUAUCGUCAUGGACAGAGGCCACAUUUCUGAGAUGGACACUCCAGCCAACCUCAUCGCACAUCGGGGACAGUUUUACCAAAUGUGCCGGGAAUCUGGGCUGGUCUAGGUCUUCACUGGGCUUCGUACCAUGGUGCUGGUGUCCUGGUGUACAGAUGUGACACCUUGUUUGUGUGGCUCUCCAACAUACGUUACAUUGGGCCAUUCCAAGCUUUGUGGCAGCUUAAAACGUCUCUCCAGGAGGGCAUUGUCAGUGAAUCUCAAGAGCAGGUGCUGACGCAGUCCCUAUAUGUUGGUAUAUAAACACACACAGACAAGCUGUCCUAAGUCAGGAAAAGACAUUGUUAACCUCAGAUGAUGAACACUCAGAAAGAUGCUACAGUGGAUUGACUGUUAAGUUUCCAAGCUAUAAUUAUUGUAUAUAGAGUAGGGGAGUCAAUUUAUUCCAUGAAAGGAUUAAGCCAGUGAGCUGGAAUGAAAGAGUUCCGCGCAUCUUAAGGAUUUUCAUUCUCUUUUUCAAUGGGAGCUAUAUUAUUUUUGUAGUUUUUGUAAGUGUUAUAAAGCACAAGAGAUAUUUUUUGAUGUUGUCUCAGGCUUAAAUGUUGAUGUUUACUCACACUUUUUUUUAGCCUUGUAUACCAAAAAAAGAGGCAGUUUUGUAACUGUAAAUUGAUAUCUAUUUUGUCGUCUUAUCCCAGAAACUGGGACAGGAAAUACUCUGACACACUAACCUUCAAAAAGGUUCACCCUGGCAAACACAGGGGAAGUGAGGUUUACAAAGCCUUCAAAAUUUCAGCAGGAAGCAGCCAAUUUAGAAUUUUUAUAUGUCAGGGUAAAAGAGGAAAACAUUGAAAUGAGCCAAGACAUUAGCAGUCGUCCAACUAUGUUGUGGCUGUUGUGUAUUUCUGUCAAAGUAAACACAUAAAAAAGUCAAUAGAGACCUUGCUGGUCAGAUUUAACCUGACGCCGGUAGUGAAAACCACCAUGAAUGAAGAGAAUGUCUCUUCAAAACAAUAGUGAUAAAUCUCUGUGUCUUUGCCUACACCACACUACUCAGGCCAUACAGAUAUAUACAGAAGAGAAGAAAAUAAUCUGUAUUGUUCUUUUGGUGCUGACAUGACACACUGUAAAUAGUCCAUGUUGACCUUUACUCUAAAAUCAAAGAAAGAACCCUAUGAUAUUUUCUAAGAGAAGAGGAAUUUACUGUUUUUGUCUUACUGGUUUAGACAAUAUAGUGUACGAGAAACCCUGUAGUUUAUUUAUGUAAUACGACAAAAUGUAUUAAGUGUCCUUAAAAUUCUGAGGAUUGUAUUAUAUUUAUACUUUUUAUAACAAGCUUGUUCAUUUUUCACUGACAAUUUACUGUUAAUGUACUGUCUUGAUCCAUCCAUCAUGCUGGACAAUA